AUGGAACCUCUUGUAAUUCAAGAGCAAAUUAUUGAAAAAGAGUCCACAAAACUCGUCUCAUCCCUCGAAAAAAGUAACCCAUAAACAGAAAAUUACGACAUGAUUGGGUCAAAUGGCGUUUUCGAAGUGAAGCCUUCAGUUCUCACAUUUGCAGGAUAUGAAAUCAAAAAAUGCCAAACAAAAAAACUGCUGAUCAAAAACAUCUCAGGCACCCCUCAACGCAUGAGCAUUUUACCUACAAACACUCCUUUUUUCAAGCCUAAAUACAAUAAACGAGGCCAGCUUGCUCCAGGGAUGUCAGAAGUUGUGUAUAUCCAGUUCACUCCUCCAGAAUGGAGAUAUUACUAUGACUGCAUACGAUUUUUAAGCCCAGGCGGGAAUUUAAAUAUUCCAAUCCAUUCUUAUCCCGUCAUGAACAAAAAAGAGCGAUAUUUGCCUGCACUUUUAGAUAUGGGGAAAUGCAACAUAGGGGAAACAAUUACCAAAAAAAUUGAUCUAGAAAGCACUGUUCCUGUAGCUUUUGAGUAUGAAUUGAGAUUUGUAGAAGAAAAUAACGAUUUUAGAAUAGACCCACUCAGCGGAGAUGUUCCAGGGCAGGAUAAAGCAGAAAUUACUAUCACUUAUGAACCAAAAGCAGCGUCAACGUCCACAUGUGAAGUGGAGCUUAGGCUAAGUGAGUUUGAUUAUCGGCCAAUUACGAUGAAACUUAUUGCUUCAGGGAUGCACAAACAAAUGGAAACCCCUAUGAUGUCACGAAUCGACUCAUCUCCUAUCAUAAAUAGAACACUUCUAAAAGGAAAUAAAGAAACCUCCUUUGAAAGAGCCCCUAAAAAACUGCCUGAAAUAGUCCCAAAACCAUCAAAAACUUUAACAAAGUUCGCACAAAUGCUAGUUAAGCCAAAACUUAUAGACAGAGUUAUAUAUGAACAGCAAUUUAAUACAGAAUAUCGCAAGCUUGAAGAAGGUGAUAGAGAAAAAGAAUUUAAAAUAUACCAAUGCAUAGGAAACCCUCAUCCCUCAGAAGAGUUGAUAAAAGAAAUAAUAGAUUUAAGAGCAGAAAAAGACUACAAUAAAAAUGAAGAAAUGAGGAAUAAAGACUGUAUGAGAAAUGCACACCAGGUAGAUCAAGAUAAGCCUAUUAAUGAUGUUAGCUUUACACCGCUUAAAAAACCGACCUGGGAUCCCUACCAAAAUGAUGAAUUCAGUUUAAGACAACUCCCUUUGCAUAGACUUGUAAGAGCUGCAAAUAAAGUAAUGGUGCAGCUUAGAGUUUCUAAAAGAAUUGAAAUGAUCAAAAAAGUAUUGACUGAGCAUAAGGUCAAUAAUAGAGAAGAUGCCAAAAAGUUUGUAGCUUGGGAUUGAAAAAGAGCAGAUUUAAUAGGAAUUGGGAAUAAGGAUUUUAUUCCAUUCGAGUUUACUAUUAGUCAAGAUGAAAUAAAAAAAUAUGAAUUUCCUACUGAGUAUGAAAGAGUAAUAAAUGGUGACGCAACGGAAACUGACUCUUAAGCGCACUCCCUAUGCAUAUGGGGCCUAACCUGAUGAGGCUGAAGCAGGGCCUCUGCUUCUUUUUAAUGGAAGCCUUAAGGUUUUUUGGAAACCUUGCCUACAGGGAAGUUUUAUUUCUCCACGAAGGUUUUCAUGUCCUUGCCAAUAGGCUAGACAGGUUUGCCCAUGAACUUCUCUAAGUGAGACCAUCAGGGCACUCACAGACAAAUGCUUUGCCCUAGGGAGCUACUCCCUUAAACAAGUUUGCAGGUCGGAAAUCCAAAAUGGCGACUGCUAGUUGGUUUGCCCUCUUAUGGCCAGCAUAAAUUUAAAUUAAUUUUUAACUGCUGAAUAUGAAGAACAUUUAGAUGAAUUUAAACAGAAAAUUGAUAUCGAGCCUUUAAGCGCUUUUGAGUCAAUUCAGCCUUUAAAGCUAAUCGAAACACAAGAUUUCUUGAUAGCUGGCUAUAAUGACUUUUUGCCCCCUCCUGUUAGCCACUAUAUCCCAAUAGAAAAAGAAAGAGAAUUCCGAGCUGGAGCUGAAGAAGAAUACUCUAUAUGUUUAGAAAGAGGCGAAUUUCGAGAUGAUCCAGUCCUUUCUGUGCCUAAUUCCUGUCUAAAACCUAUGGUAAUUGAUGCUGUUGGAUUAGUAAGGCCUCAUCCUACUUUAAGAACUUACCUUACCUUAUCAGCUUUAACUGAAACUUCUCCUGAAUUCAGCUUGCUACCUAAAGAAUUUCCAAGAGACUAUCCUGAAGAAUACCCAGGCUUUACCCAGCCUUCUCUAUCAUUUUUAGCUCAAAAAUGGAGACCAAAGUAUAACUAUUCAUCUCCGCAGUUGCCAGAAAAGCUUAAAGGGAUGAGACCUGCUGAAAUAUUGAGCGACUCAGACUCAGAAAGCGAAAAUACAUUUGCGAUGGAUGUACCUGUGCUUGAUCAGUACUUAGCAAGCUUUGAAAAUGACGAUGAAGCAUUAAAAGGAGAAAAAGUAAAUGCGAAAGAAAUAGCAAUGAAGACAUUGUGUGAAGAAAUUACUAAAGGGAGACAAAAAGAUUCAGCUUGGUUGCCAACUCAACUUGUGGCGGCAAAUAAACAGAUUUCUGAUCCAGAUCAUAAAGUUUCAAUUUUUAACUAA
Blepharisma stoltei is the source of this 2620-nucleotide messenger RNA. NCBI's taxonomy places the organism in Eukaryota, Ciliophora, Heterotrichea, Heterotrichida, Blepharismidae. The record is from the annotation of a GenBank genome assembly.